Messenger RNA from Tigriopus californicus, 1298 nucleotides. RefSeq lists its product as uncharacterized. Gene Ontology annotation, biological process: GPI anchor biosynthetic process. NCBI's taxonomy places the organism in Eukaryota, Metazoa, Arthropoda, Copepoda, Harpacticoida, Harpacticidae. The record is from RefSeq and is a predicted model, not a curated record. The coding region runs from base 136 to 1224 and encodes 362 amino acids. The transcript has 4 exons. Gene Ontology annotation, cellular component: endoplasmic reticulum.
UUCAAGCUUUUUCCAAAGCUUCUCAGCGCCCUACACUCACAGGCCUAGUCCAAAUCCAUAUGACGAGUGGAACGUCCCCUCAUUGAUCCACGUCAGCCUUGGCAUUCCAAUCCAGUCUUUGGAGAACCGCCCAGCAUGGUUCGCAGGGUGUUCUUGGAUCACACCAAACUGGGUUGGACCGUGUUGAUGGGAGUGCUCUUAUACGGCGAGAUUCUCGUCUAUUGGCGGGCCUACUCGCUUUGGCCUCGCACAGAAGCCCAUGAGGCCCGGAUUCUGUUGGUGGCCGACCCGCAGAUCCAGGGAUAUCGGGACGAACCCCAGAGCGUGUUGGGCAUGAUCACUCGUUGGGACAGCGAUCGCUAUCUAUCGAAGACCUUUGGCUGGGCCACCUUUGCUUAUGAUAUGCACGCACUUGCAUUUCUGGGCGACCUCAUUGACGAAGGCAGUAUUACCGAUGACGAAACCUACCGAAUUUACGUGGACCGAUUCCACGGCAUUUAUCCCCCGAAUUCCGCCCCGGUCAUGAUUUAUACCAGUGGCGAUAAUGACAUUGGAGGGGAAGGCGGGGAUCCCGUCACAGAUGAGAAAGUGGCCCGGUUUCGCCAGCAUUUCCCCGUUCAACCGUUGCAAAACAUUCCGGGCACCAAUAUCAAUGUGAUAGCGGCCAAUGUACUUAGUCAGAAGGCCUCGGAAUUUGAGGCCUUGCCCCCCAAGAAAGAGGACGAGUUUCGCAUUCUUGUCUCACACUUUUCACUAAUGCCGACUACUUACAGUGAUUUCAGUCGAGCCGUGGUGAAGGCGGCUGAUCCGGAUGUGAUUUUCUCGGCCCAUUUUCAUUACGGCUUGAAAGAAGAAUAUGAACGGAGUUCGGGUAAAUCGGUAUCGAAUGUCACUCGAAGAUUUACCCAAGUUGGUGAUUUACCCAUUCCGUUGAACAUUAACACAGAUAGGAAUGCGAACAUGAUAGAAGAGAUCAUCGUUCCAACUUGCUCCUAUCGCAUGGGUUUCAAAGAAAUGGCCCUGGGUUUGGUCCGGAUUCGACCCAAGACCGGUGAUCUCAUUUACCAUAAUCUAUGGCUUCCCAGCCGAUUUGCCAAUCUUUACCUCUACGCCGUGGCCCUGCCCGUUGUCCUGAUUCUGUUCGUAAUCGGCCAGCGCAAAGCUAAAAAUAAGCCGAGAUCACGGAAAUCCUCAUUUAGUGCAGAUUAUUCCAAGCUGGUGUAAAAAACCAACCUCAUACGUGUACAUUUCGUAGCUGUGAUUCAUUUCUAAUUAAACGCAAUCAUUCAUUACCCCUU